This is a messenger RNA of Hyposmocoma kahamanoa, 542 nucleotides long. RefSeq lists its product as uncharacterized. The record is from RefSeq and is a predicted model, not a curated record. The coding region runs from base 108 to 467 and encodes 119 amino acids. Lineage: Eukaryota; Metazoa; Arthropoda; Insecta; Lepidoptera; Cosmopterigidae. The transcript is spliced from 3 exons.
UGGCUUAAGUCUAUGCGACCAGGCCGGUAAAUAAAGAAAAAGAAAAAAAACGCAAUGAAACGUGCUUUCGAUUUAUUAAUUUCGAAUUCGUGAUUUCAUUAAGAAACAUGGUCAACGAAAGUGAUGAUUUAUCUACUAAGACUUGGCAACGAGCUCUUGCUUCAAUAAACAAACUUGGAUACAUGGACGGAGCAGUUGAUGGGAAAGAGGCUUCAUUCCAGUCAAGUUUUGACAAAGGGUACACAUUAGGCUAUAGCUCUGGAUUCGCAUUAGGACUAAAAGAAGCAUUACACAGUGUUCAGCCAUCCAAAUAUCCAAAAGAGGUAUUGCAAGACCAGAGGAAAAUAAACUGCCAAAUAUGUCUAAACAACAUACUGGUACAAGACAGUGUGACUAAUUUGUACAAUCUGCAAAAGGAGACAAAUAACAGACUACUUAACAUAGAUAAAAAUACUGAAGAAGGGUGAUGCUACAAAAAUUUCUACAGAUUACUAAAAAUCAAAAAUGUUUACGGGUGGUGAAUGACUGCAAAGUAAAUGAAA